AUGACACUCGUUCACAUUGUUCUGUUCAAGUUCCGCGCGGAUGUCGGAGACAAAGUCCGACAGGAAUUUCUCUCCCAGAUCAAAACUCUCAAGAAUCUGCCUUGCGUCAAAAGUCAAAGACUUGUUGUUGGAGGACCUUCUAUUACUACACCGAUUGAAAAGAGCAAGGGCUUUCAGUAUGCUCUGGUGAGCUAUCAUGAGAACCGGGCCGCUCUGGCCGAGUACCAAGCGAGCCAUGAGCAUGAGAGGGUGACUAGUACCUACUUCAUUCCUUACAAGGAAGAUCUGGUUCGCUUUGACUUUGAGACUGGUCAAGACGAUGAGGCGCUGCUUGGAUUCUGA
Molecule: messenger RNA, 342 nt
Organism: Penicillium nucicola
Lineage: Eukaryota; Fungi; Ascomycota; Eurotiomycetes; Eurotiales; Aspergillaceae
Product: Dabb family protein
Exons: 3
Coding region: 1-342 (113 amino acids)
Source: RefSeq, a predicted model, not a curated record